AUGGUCGCUGCCGCGGGCACGACAAACGUCACCCCGCGCAAGACCGGCGAAGUCGUCAACGGCUUCGCCCUGCGCCGCGAGGAGUACGUCAAGGAGAUUGGCAGCGUCACCAGGCUCUGGGUCCACCAGCGCACCGGCACGGAGCUUAUGUCCGUGUCGAAUGACGAUGAGAAUAAGACGUUCGGCGUCGUGCUGAGAACGCCGCCCAACGACUCGACGGGUGUCCCGCAUAUUCUGGAGCAUUCUGUCUUGUGCGGGAGUGAGAAGUACCCAGUGAAGGAGCCGUUUGUCGAGCUCAUUAAGUGUUCGCUCAAUACCUUUUUGAACGCCUUCACCUACCCGGACAAGACAUGCUACCCGGUUGCCAGUUGUAACGAGAGGGACUUUUACAACCUUGUUGAUGUUUAUAUGGACGCCGUCUUUCAUCCCACCCUUACCCCGGAUACUCUUGCGCAGGAAGGCCAUCAUCUCGAGCUCGACAAAAAGGGAGACGACGUCUCUAUCAAGGGUGUCGUGUACAACGAGAUGAAGGGCGCCUACUCCUCCUCUGACCGCGUGCUUGCGGAGCUUUCCCAGAGAAUGCUCUUCCCCGACACCACCUACGGCGUCGAAUCUGGCGGACAUCCUAGGGAUAUUCCAGACCUUACCUGGGAGCAGUUUAAGGGCUUUUAUGAUCAGUAUUACCACCCGAGUAAUGCCCGCAUGUGGUUUUAUGGAGAUGAGGCCGAGGAGAUGAGGCUGGCCAAGGCAAACAGCUUUUUGAAGGACUUCAACCGCCUCGAGGUCAAGUCCGCUGUCGGCCUACAGAAGCCUUGGUCUGCGCCAAAGUCCUUCGACUUCACCUACGACGCUGGGUCCGGCCCGGACCUCUCCAAGAAGUAUAUGGCCACAGUGAACUGGCUUCUCAACCCGCCAGUGGACCAGAUCGAUCCCGCGGAGCUCCUCACGCUAUCUGUCACCAACCAUAUCUUGCUCUCUAUGUCGGCCUCCCCCUUGCGGAAGGCGCUCACCGACUCCCAGCUAGGAGAGGACGUCGUCGGCGGCGGGUUGGAAACCGACCUGAGGCAGAUGACUUUCUCUGUUGGACUCAAGGGCAUGACAGAGGACUCCGUCGAGAAAAUGGAGAAGCUUGUGUUCGAGGUAUUUAACGACGUCAAGGAGAAUGGAUUUCCCAAGGGCCUGAUCGAUGCCAGUCUCAACACAAUUGAAUUCCGCUUGCGCGAGAACAACACUGGAUCCUUCCCCAAGGGACUUUCGCUCAUGCUUCGCGCAAUGACCACCUGGCUACAUGAUGCGGACCCGCUUCUCCCUCUCAAGUUUGAGACUGCCGUGGCGAAUUUGCGCAGUCGCUUGGAGCGGAACGAGCCCGUGUUCCAGGAGUGCGUGUCGAAAUACAUUUUGGACAACCCUCACCGUGCAUCCGUCGUUUUGAAGCCAGAUCCCGAAUUUUCGAAGAAAGAGGAUGCCGCAGAGGCCGAGCGUAUCACCAAGGCGACGUCGGGCUUCUCGGAUUCCGACUACGAAAGAGUCAUUUCUGAAACUCAACGUCUCAAGGCCCAGCAGGCUGCCCACGACGAUCCCGCCGACCUCGCCAAGAUCCCCACGCUUACGAAGGCUGAUCUUGACAAGAAGGUGAAGACAGUCUCAUAUGAUCGCCAUGACGACAAGGGGGUUACAAUUUUGCACCACCCGCUCAACACAAGCGGUGUGGUUUACGUUGACAUGACGCUAGACAUGUCUCAUGUACCCACAGAGCUCUUGCCUUUGAUGUCUUUGUUUUCGGGUGCUCUUACUGAGCUUGGAACUACCAAGCAAGACUUUGUCUCUCUGCAACAGAGCAUUGGUGCGGAGACAGGUGGCCUGCGUGCAUCGACGCUGGUGAGCCAGAUGUGGGCUACCGAUGGCAAUGGACCGGCGGUCGCGAAAAUGACAGUACGUGGAAAGGGAAUGGUUUCCCAAGUCCCCGCCCUCUUUGAUCUCAUCGGCGAGGUAUUGAUGGACGUUGACAUUAACAACAAAGAGCGAGUCCGCCAGCUCCUCAUCGAGGAACGCGCCGGCAUUGAGUCAGGUAUUGCGGGCAGUGGACACUCUGUCGCUGGCGGUCGCCUCGGUGCGAUGUUCAGGACGACCAUGUGGGCCGACGAGCAAAUGGGGGGAGUUGACUUUCUCAAGGCCGUACGCAAGCUCAUCGAUCGUGUCGAAAACAACUGGGAUUCCGUUGUGGCCGAUUUGCGGACCAUCCAACAGCUUGUUGUCUCCCGUGAAGGAAUGAUGGUCAAUAUCACCACCACAGGCAGUGACUUCCCCACAGUGAAGCCCUCUCUGGCAUCUUUUCUUGACCGGCUGCCCGAAAAGGCAGCAGGGCAGAAGGCCAGCUGGAUUAUUAACCCUACUCUCCUACCACGAGCAAAUGAAGGGUUGAUCGUGCCAUCAGCUGUCAACUACGUCGGAAAGGCAGCUAACCUGUACGACCUUGGUUUUAAGCUCAAGGGAGGUCACUCACUGGCAUCAAAGCAUUUGGGCACUUCCUACUUGUGGGACACCGUUCGAGUCCAGGGGGGUGCCUACGGUGGUUUCUGUAGACUCGAUACGAAGACAGGGAUGUUCAUGUAUCUUUCCUACCGCGACCCCAACGUCACAGGCACCCUGAAGGGCUACGACGGGGCGCCCGACUUUUUGGCGAAUAUUAAUCUGUCCGAGGAUGAUAUGACAAAGAGCAUCAUUGGAAUGAUUGGAGCCCUCGACUCAUACCAACUGCCAGACUCCAAGGGAUUCGGUUCAGCACUUCGCUUCCUGCUUGGAGAAACUGAUGAGAGACGCCAGCAGAGGCGUGAUGAGGUUCUUGGUGCGAACGUCAAGGACUUUAGGGAACUUGGCGAGGCCCUGCAAGCAGUACGCGAACAAGGUACCGUGGUUGUCGUCGGGGGUGAAGACGCCUUGAAGAAGGCGAAUGAUGAGGGAUUGGGAUUGAACCUCGAAACUAUUGUGUAGAUUUGUUCAAGCGGAGUCGAAGUCCUUGUAUGAGACUCCCUCCAUGUGAUAAGUUGGCGUUAGAAUUGUGUAAAAAGGUUGGGUUUGAAACAGCAA
This is a messenger RNA of Chondrus crispus (carragheen), 3087 nucleotides long. Its product is annotated as presequence protease. The coding region runs from base 1 to 2991 and encodes 996 amino acids. The record is from RefSeq and is a predicted model, not a curated record. NCBI's taxonomy places the organism in Eukaryota, Rhodophyta, Florideophyceae, Gigartinales, Gigartinaceae. Gene Ontology annotation, biological process: protein processing. Gene Ontology annotation, molecular function: metal ion binding. The transcript has 2 exons.